Messenger RNA from Botrytis byssoidea, 330 nucleotides. RefSeq lists its product as uncharacterized. The transcript has a single exon. The coding region runs from base 1 to 330 and encodes 109 amino acids. Lineage: Eukaryota; Fungi; Ascomycota; Leotiomycetes; Helotiales; Sclerotiniaceae. The record is from RefSeq and is a predicted model, not a curated record.
AUGAACAACAACGUAGCAAAUCUGGAACUCGAUCCAGAGUCCCAGAGAGUCAUCGAAGAUCUCGCCGCAAGCAUGAGAGAAGACGAAGGCUUUGUCGAAUACACGAAUGAUCGAGAGACAGAAUUACAGAUGUACAUCGAGGAGCGUCGAGCGAAUCUCAAGAUUUUUAUAGAGGAGCGUCAACUAUAUCGACAAAUGUAUGUUGAGGAGCGCCAGAAACGUCUCGAUAAGGAAAGGAAGGAUGCCCAAUUUAUUGAAUUGAUGAGUCGAGUUAUGUUCGUAUUGAUUGUCGCUUUUUUGGUAUACAUUGUGUGCAAAUAUGGCGUCUAA